UAAUAAUAAUAAUAAUAAUAUAAUAAUUGCCGCUCGUGUUGGUCCGAAUUAAUUUGAACACUGCAUUUAAAAUGCUCCAAAACGAUGCGGUUCGAACACUGCAAUACGACAGCGAAAUACGCGUGGCACAGCAGCCAAAUGCCCAGAACCCAGAGUGUAUGAUUCCCAUAUUAGCAUAACCUCACAGCUGCGAUCAGAGGUUCCCAGGAUACCCCUGCCCACAGUGACUGGCAGUCGAACAUUUAUGCCCCUCUCCGGCUACGACUGCCUAGCGGAAUUGCCCUCGGUCCACAUUGAACAGACAUUCGAGAUGAAUGAGUGCCUGACAGCCGUUUCUUCGGAGAACCGGUAUGUGGUCCGCUCGCCCCUGGGCGAUGCCGUCUUUGCCGCCAGCGAGAGUUCCACGGAGAAAAAUCGGCUCCUUUGGGGCGCCGGGCGACCCUUCCAGAUGCACUUGCUCGACAAGACACACCAGGAGGCGCUGGUUUUCCGCAAGAAAUUCGCCCUCGGUUCGAUGUGCUGCCAGGCAAAGAGUCUGGAGAUCUGGAUACCGCCAGGCAAUGUCCUGGGCCGGGUGGUGCAGUCGCCCACGUUCAUGCAGCCCCAGUUCUUCAUUGAGGACGGCAAUACGGGCCAGCCCGUCUUCUGUGUGGAGGGUCCGGCGAAUUCCGGUUUCUGCUGCUUCUGCCUGCCCAAGGAGUGCUACUUCAAGGUACAUUCGGGAGGUAACCUGAGGGCGUCCAUCGAUCACAAGUGGAUGGCCAGCAAGUCCCAGUACACCAAAAAUAUAUACUUUAGCGAUGCCAAACUGACGGCCAAGGAGCGUGCCCUGAUCUUGGGCUCAGCAUUUCUGCUAGAAUACAUGUACUUCCAAACGCGCUUCUAAAGCGGUCCAAUGACAAAAUAAUUUUACAUUUUAUAUAUUUUCACAUUGAUUUCUUUAUUUUUUGUCAUUUUUUUUUGUACAAGUUU
Messenger RNA from Drosophila miranda, 972 nucleotides. RefSeq names its product phospholipid scramblase 3-like. Gene Ontology annotation, biological process: plasma membrane phospholipid scrambling. The record is from RefSeq and is a predicted model, not a curated record. Bases 245 to 886 code for a protein of 213 amino acids. Gene Ontology annotation, molecular function: phospholipid scramblase activity. The transcript has 5 exons. Gene Ontology annotation, cellular component: plasma membrane. NCBI's taxonomy places the organism in Eukaryota, Metazoa, Arthropoda, Insecta, Diptera, Drosophilidae.